Centropristis striata (black sea bass) is the source of this 4232-nucleotide messenger RNA. It is a transcript of the gene pgm2l1, whose product is annotated as phosphoglucomutase 2-like 1. Gene Ontology annotation, biological process: carbohydrate metabolic process. The transcript has 14 exons. NCBI's taxonomy places the organism in Eukaryota, Metazoa, Chordata, Actinopteri, Perciformes, Serranidae. The record is from RefSeq and is a predicted model, not a curated record. Bases 54 to 1937 code for a protein of 627 amino acids. Gene Ontology annotation, molecular function: magnesium ion binding; intramolecular phosphotransferase activity; glucose-1,6-bisphosphate synthase activity.
UCACUUCUCAGAGAGCCACUGAUGGCCCUGCUGCAGCGUUAGCUAGCCCGGCCAUGUCUUCCAGCAUGGGGGACGAUAACGGAGUGAACGGGGACCUGAAUGCCAACUCCAGGCACCAGAGCACCGGCGACCAGCAGCUGGACAAGGCGGUGCUCCAGUGGCUGACCUGGGACAAGAACCUGCAGACCCGGGCCCAGGUGGAGUCUCUGGUGGCGGCGGGGCGUGUGGAGGAUUUGAGGGCGAGGCUCAGCAGCAGGAUGAGCUUCGGCACGGCGGGACUCAGAGCGCCGAUGGGGGCCGGAUUCAACCGGAUCAACGACCUCACCGUCAUCCAGUCCACACAGGGUUUAUAUUCCUACCUGUGCAAGUAUUUUGCAGACUACAGCAGCAGAGGGCUGGUUGUUGGUUUUGACACCAGAGGACAGGAGGAGAGCGGCUGCAGCAGUCAGAGGUUAGCGAAGCUGACGGCGGCCGUGAUGCUGAGCCGAGACGUUCCCGUUCAUCUUUUCUCCACAUUUGUGCCGACGCCGUACGUGCCGUACGCCGUGAAGAAGCUCGGUGCUGCAGCCGGCGUGAUGAUCACCGCCUCACACAAUCCUAAAGAGGACAACGGAUACAAGGUUUACUGGUGUAACGGUGCUCAGAUCUCCUCACCUCACGAUAAGGGGAUCCUGCAGAGUAUCCAGGAGCAGCUGGAGCCCUGGAGCGCCUCCUGCUGGGAGGAGGAGCUGGUGGAGAGCUGCUCCCUGAGCACCGACCCCCUGACCCAGAUCAACAGCUGCUACAUGGACGAGCUCACCUCCCUCUGCUUCCACAGGGAUCUGAACAGAAGCUGUCCUCUGAAGUUUGUCCACUCGUCGUUCCACGGUGUGGGACACGUCUUCGUCCAACAAGCCUUUAAAGCCUUUGGCUUCGCUCCACCGAUCCCUGUCCCCGAGCAGAAAGACCCCGACCCCAACUUCUCCUCCGUCCGCUGCCCGAACCCAGAGGAGGGCGAGUCGGUCCUGGAGCUUUCUCUUCUUCUGGCAGAGCAGGAAAACGCUCGCAUCGUUCUGGCGACGGAUCCUGACGCCGACCGAUUGGCUGUUGCAGAGAAGUCUGACAGGUGCGGUUGGAAGGUGUUCACAGGUAACGAGCUGGCGGCUCUGCUGGGUUGGUGGAUGUUCUUCAACUGGAAGGAGGCUCAUCCAGAUCCUGCAGACACUCGGAGCGUCUACAUGUUGGCCACCACAGUCUCCUCCAAGAUCCUGCAAGCCUUCGCUCGCAUCGAAGGUUUCCACUUCGAGGAAACUCUUCCCGGGUUUAAGUGGAUCGGGAACAGAAUACACGAACUCUCCAAAACCGGAAACAGCGUCUUAUUUGCCUUUGAGGAGUCCAUUGGUUUCCUCUGCGGCAGUUUGGUUCCUGAGAAAGAUGGCGUGAGCGCGGCGGUGGUGGUGGCUGAAAUGGCUGCUUAUCUCCACAACAACAACCUGAGUCUGAAUCAGCAGCUGCACAACAUCUACCAGACGUACGGCCAUCACCUGUCUAAAACCUCGUACGUCAUCUGUAAUGACCCGCUAACCAUUCAGAAGAUCUUCAGCCGGAUCAGAAACUUUGACGGCGAAGCCUCGUACCCGAAGACGUGCGGCGGCGUCCAGAUCGUCCACAUCAGAGACGUUACCACGGGAUACGACAGCAGCCAGCCCGACCUCAGAUCAGUACUUCCUGUGACGAGGAGCAGUCAAAUGAUCACCUUCACGCUCCAGAAUGGCGUCGUGGCAACACUGAGAACCAGCGGCACCGAACCCAAAAUCAAAUACUACACAGAGUACUGCGCCUCGCCGGGAAACAGCGAGCCGUCCAGUCUGGAGGAGGAGCUCAGGAAGAUCACCGCCGCCCUGCUGGAAGAGUUCCUGGAGCCGGAGAAGAACAACCUGAUUCGCCGCUGCGUCUAACUCCACCUCCUAUGUACCUGACCUGUUGAUGAUGUCACAUCCUGUCGUGUUUGUGGUCGAAUCAGUGUGGCGGCUGCUGCUGCUGUUUCUCUCUGUGGUGUUGAUGAAGUUCAGUUUGGACUUAAACAUGGACUGAUUCAUUAAUAAUCAAUAGAUAUAUAAAUAUUUAGUGUCCUUCAUACAUCAAAGAGCAUGAGGGGUAAACUCCUCAUUCUGAUUGGUUAUCAGGACAAAGGGAAGAUUAAAGUAUUGAUACAUGUAUUUUCAUAGAAAGAAAAUUAAAUAUAAACCAAAUAUUCGCUGUCAAAGACCUGAACUGUAAAGACUUGAAAUAAAUUAGUUUUUUAUGGAAGUUUAUUAAUGGCAAAACUUAAGUUUCUGUACGGAAGCUCGAUGCUGUCACCAUGACAACAACAUGUUGUAUUGUUUUUUUUAAAACUGGAAAAAAAUUGCAACAAGCUGAAUGAUUUUGUUUUAACUAAAAGUUGUUUCAACACGUCACUUUAUCUCAAAUGUUCUCAUUUUACAAAAAUCAGCGUUGUAAAAUUCUAAGUUAUGUUAUAACAAAUUUGUUUGCUGUCCAAACAUUUUUUUGCUUUAAUGAGAUUUUGCUUAAUGACAUUAUUUUGUCAUAUAACCAGAAAAAGUGAUGAAUAUUACAAAGAGAAAAAAAGUGAUUCAUUUGGUUUCUUAUUAUAGCAACAAAAAACAUCAUGUGGGGGAAAGUUUCAGAAGGGCUUUUUGGGGGAAAUAACAGUUAGAUGCUGAAACAUAUAUAAACCAAAAUGUGAAUGUUAGGAUUCAUAAAAAACACGACUGGGAAGAUGCAAAUUAAUAAACCUGUCCUUAUAGUUGCAGCUAUAAAGUUGCAGCUUUCGUAUUAUUCAGAUUUAGACUUUUGUUUUCUUGUCAGUUUUGUCGUUAAUGAACUUCCAAAUGUGGACUGAAGGGGGUCGGCUGUUUCUCUUCUGUCUUUGUAUUUUUUGACCUUUUUCCUUCACACAGAUUUAUCGUCGUUGUCUCAACGUUUUUGACCUCAUUUUACCUCUGAAUAAGCUGCCGAUCACUGACGGCAGUGGCUGGAUGUUUAUCUGUUCUGUUACAUUAGUUUUGCUCUGGUUAAAUGUUGGUUAUUUUGCACAACCCUGGUUCCAAAAAAGUUACACUACUGGUCAAAAGUUUUAGAACACACUAACUUUUCCAGAAUUUAAUUGAAAAUGAUGCAGUUUAAUGUCUCAGUGUACUCUGAAAUUAAUGCACAUUUGCAACAUUUAAAAUUCUUUAUUGAGCAUGAUAGUGUUUUGAAAGUAAAAAAAAAGAUUCAAAAUCACAUUUUAUGUUGGAUUAAAGGACUAAAAAAAGACACAAAAUGACAAAAAAAAGACACAAAAUGACAAAAAAGACACCAAAAGAUGCAAAAUGACUAAAGAAAGACACAAAAUGACCAAAAAAAGACACAAAAUGACUUACAAAGACAUGAAAAGAAUUCAAAAAUGGACAAAAUAGCCCAAGACUCCAUAGAGUUAAGUUGUUAACCCAUUUCUUGUUCCCUGAAAAAGGCCUACUUGUAUAAUUCUGAAAUGUACAUUAUUUUUCAGUUUUGGUAAAGCUUACUUUUUUUUAUUUACCUCUGGCAGUUCACCACUUACCUUUGUACCCUUUCAAGCUGUUCAUUUGACUUGAACUGCUUGAAUUUCAAUAAAAAAAAUGGAAAAAUUGGGGUGUUCUAAAACUUCUGACCGGUAGUGUAGUUGGGACGCCAUGUAAUCAAAACAGACUGCAUGAAAUUCAGAGUUUAUAUUUACACGAUUAUAACACUAAUACAUUAAAUAUAUUGCAUUUGUAAAACAGAAAAAAGUAUCACACUUGUUUUAUUUACAACAACAUCCCAACUAUUCUGUAUCCUGGGCUGUAACAGAUGAUGUAUAGAGGUCAAUGGGUUGUUUGUUUACAAAUAAAAUGUCUCGUUCAUAUUGUACAAACAAGAGCGGGAAGAUAUUUAUCUUUUUAACAGAAGGACAGAAGUUUAUAUUUCAGGUUGUUUUGAGAGAAGAAUUAAUGAAAUGCUGAAUGACUCUGAAACAGUUCAGUUGUUUGUUUUUUGAUGUUUCUCCAGCACAAAAGACGGAAUAAAUAACAACAAAAACAAACAUUGUGUAUCGGUGCAUCCCUGAUAUAUAAAAUCUAUUUAUGUGACGGUUGAUGUUGUAUUAAAUCUGUUCAAUCUGUUUGUUUCUUGGACAGAGUGAGACCUCUUCUCUGACAAUCCACCAAUAAAACAUAAUAAAACUGUAA